Messenger RNA from Pocillopora meandrina, 4284 nucleotides. The record is from the annotation of a GenBank genome assembly. NCBI's taxonomy places the organism in Eukaryota, Metazoa, Cnidaria, Anthozoa, Scleractinia, Pocilloporidae.
AUGGCCACUCAAGGAGGAAAAAGCUCAAAAAUGAAGUUCUGGCCUCUCUGUAAAGUAGAAGGUUGGAGAAUCAGAAAUUCAUUCAAGAUUCGCAAGAAUAAAGUAACAAAACUAGCACUGGAGAACACCGAGCCGUCUCCACAGGAAGAUAACUUGAUUUCGGAACCAACUGUCGCUUCCUUGUCUCCUUUUUUCAACUAUCAUCCUGAAGACAGUGUAUCAUUAGACGGUCAAACUAGGAGAGAACUGCAGGAACAUUUCAUUUCUUGUCAAGGGAUAGUAUUGACAGCAGCUGCCAAAGAACUGACGGACGAAGAGUGGUGUUUGUUAUACGAAGACAUUUUCAAGCCUCUCGACUUUAAUUCCAUUUUAAACCAACGGAGUAAAUCGCUCCCUUCAGGGACCUGUGAUAAUUUUUGGUAGUUUUUGUGUGUGUUAAACGGAGUGAAAUAGCUCUUCCCGCAGAUAUCUUGUUCAUACUGAGGUUUUUCUUUUUAUGAUGAAAUAACUGACCAGGUUGAUUGUGACUUGAAAAGCUGAAUAGACUGAACAUAUAAGUAUAUUAUGCAAUACUAACUAAAAUGGAAUAUGCAAUCUUUUGUUGUGCAAUCCAUGAAUGUUCAGGAUCGAUGUGAAAAAAGAAUCGACUGUCUCCUUGCUACAGAAGACGAUGGAGAAUAAUCAAUCCGUUAGUUUCGCAGGAAUCAACUCCCCCUUAUAGUAACUCAGCUUUCCUUAACGACGAAUUAUGUUAUGUGGUGACUCAACGAUGUUAUGUAAUAAAUGUACGUAUAUUCUGUUGAAACUUAAUGUACGAUCUCCACUUUUAACCGUUAUUUACUUAAGGUCCAGACGAUUAUUGUCGAGUCCAACAACGGUUAUCAAGAUACAUGACAUACCCACCCACGAUUUCCUCUGAUUAUACUGACUCAAAAAGUGUUCCAAGUUUUCCUCAAACUGUCUUGCACAGGUGUGGUGUAAAAAAAUUGUCUCGACACCAGACGGUGAGUUUACUCAACAUAAAAUUAGGAGAGGUGGCCAAAACGUCGGGGGUGGAAGUUUCAGUUGACUCCAUUAACUUACCAGGAGCACUGAGUAAUGAAAUACCAAGGUAGUUGCGUUUAUCAGUCUCCUCGUCUUCUUUUUACAUAGGUAUAAUAUCAGCUGUUUUCCAUAUGGUGGGAACAACCUUGCGGUUAGCGCUUUUAACGGAGACAGCAACGGAGGAAUUAUAACUGUAUUGGCCGGCUUCUACAGUUUGGAAUAGAACGUUUAUCACAAGAUGAAUGUAUAGAAUGUAAAAAAAAACCUAAAAAACCAAAAAAACAAAACAAAAAAACAACAAGAAAACAACAAAAAAACAAAAAUGAGCGAUAUCCGUUCUCAACUGUUAUUUACCCUUCUACCCUUUAGUUCCCAGAGGUGAUUAACAUGUGACUUCUCCCUAUAAUAUUCAUACAUUAUCCAGCAAACAGGUGAUGAGAAAACUGAGACUUAUCAGGUAGAAGUUGUUAUCAUGAUCUAACACCAAAUUCUUGGUAACUAAUUUACACGAAAAUGAUUAGCAGCUAAAGGGGAGAAUUAACAGUUAUUUAUCUUAAGUAAUGGAUACAAGAAUUUUCAAAAAAGUUAUUUGGGUCUAGAAUGACAUAAAGAAAAAACUCAAAGUCUGUGAUGUUGUCAAAAACAAUCCAUCAGUGGCUAAUUACUCAACUAAUUAGAUCCAAUUCUUGUGGGGUUUGUUGAAUUUUUUUGUUUGUCAUAGUGACAAAAAUAAUAUUUGUAUCAUUAUUAUUUAUACAGUAUUAUACAUACAGCUAACAGACAAGCUGAUGUUUUGAGUUUUUUAUUGAGUUGCACUUAGACAUUCUACACGAUUACCGAAGGACCGAAGCACGACUCCAAAUACUACUGAAGAUUUCGGUUUCCUGGAAUCAAACAUGGCCACUCAAAAAGGAAGGAGCUCAAAAAUAACUCUUCCCGCAAAUCUCUUGUGCAUCCUCAUUAAGGUUUUUCUUUUUAUGAUGAAAUAACUGACCAGGUUGAUUGUGACUUGAAAAACGCAAUACACUGAACAUAAAAGUAUGUUAUGCAAUACUAACUAAAAAGGAAUGUAUAAUGUUUUGUUGUGUUAUCCAUGAAUGUUCAGGAACGAUGUGAAAAAAAGAAUAGACUGUCUCCUUACUACAGAAGAUAAUGGAGAAUAAUCAAUCUGUUAGUUUUGCAGGAAUCAACUCCCCUUUACAGUAACUGAGCUUUCCUUGAAAACGAGUUAUGUUAUGUGAUGACUCACUGAUGUUAUGUAAUAAAUGAAGGUAUGUUCUGUGAAAACGAAAUGUGAUGUCAACUUUUAACCGUUAUUUACCGUGAGACGAUUAUUGUUGAGUCCAACAACGGUUAUCAUGAUACAUGACAAACCCACCCACGAUUUCCUCCGAUGAAACUGACGCACAAAGUGUUCCAAGUUUUCCCUAAACUGUCUUGCACAGGUGUGGUAUGAAAAAAUUGUGUCGACACCAAUCGGUGAGUUUACUCAUAAACAAUCAGAGAGGAGGCCACAGUGUCAGGGUUGGAAGUUUCAGUUGACUCCAUUAAUUUACCAGGAACACUGAGUAAUGAAAUACCGCGGUAAUUGAGUUUAUCGAUCUCUUCGUCUUCUUUGUACAUGGGUAUGACAUCAGCUGUUUUCCAUUUGGUGGGAACAACCUUGCGGUUAGCGCUUUAAACGGAGUUAGGAAAGAAGGGAAUAUAGCUGUUUUGGCCGGCUUCGAAAGUUUGGACUAAAACGUUUAUCACAAAAUGAAUGUAUAGAAUGUUAUAGAAUCGACAUCCUCUGCAAGUAACUAAACUCUCUUUAUAAUAUAAAGACUCAAGCGUUGUUAUGUAAUAAAUGAAUAAAUGUUAUAUAAGAACUAGAUGAGUGAUAUCCGUUCUCAACUGUUAUUUACCCUUCUACCCUUUAGUUCCCAGAGGUGAUUAACAUGUGACUUCUCCCUAUAAUAUCCAAACAUUAUCCAGCAAACAGGUGAUGAGAAAACUGAGACUUAUCAGGUAGAAGUUGUUAUCAUGAUCUAACACCAAAUUCUUUGUAACUAAUUUACACGAAAACGUUUGGCAGCUAGAAAGCAAAAUUAACAGUUAUAUCUCGUAAGUAAUGGAUACACGAAUUUUGAAAACGUUAUUAGUGUCUAGAAUGGCACAAAGAAAACUUAGGUCCAUGACAUUGCCAAAAACAAUCCAUCAGUGGCUAAUUACUCAACUAAUUAGAACCAAUUCUUGUGGGUUUUUUUAAAUUUUUGUUUGUCAUAGUGAUAACAAUAAUAUUUGUAGAAUCAUUACAUAUAUAGUAUUAUAUAAACAGCUAACGGACAAGCUGAUGUUUUUGAGUUUGUCAUUGAUUUGUACUAAUACAUUCUAAAGAACUACCGAAGGACCGAAGAACGACUCUAAAUUCUACUGAAGAUUUCAGUUUCCUGGAAUCAAACAUGGCCACUCAAGAAAGAAAAAGUUCAAAAAUGAAGUUCUGGCCUCUCUGUAAAGUAAAAGGUUGGAGAAUCAGAAAUUCAUUCAAGAUUCGCAAGAAUAAAGUAACAAAACUAGCACUGGAGAACACCGAGCCGUCUCCACAGGAAGAUAACUUGAUUUCGGAACCAACUGUCGCUUCCUUGUCUCCUUUUUUCAACUAUCAUCCUGAAAAGAGCGUAUCGCUAGACGGUCGAACUAAGAGAGAGCUGCAGGAACAUUUCAUUUAUUGUCAAGGGAUAGUAUUGACGACAGCUGCUAAAGAACUGACGGACGAAAAGUGGUGUUUGUUAUUCGAAGACAUUUUCAAGCCUCUCGACUUUUAUUACAUUUUAAACCAACGGAGUAAAUCGCUCCCUUCAGGGACCUGUGAUAAUUUUUGGUAGUUUUUUUGUGUGUUGAAAUAAUUGACACACUUGGUUUUGAUUUGGUUAACUGAAUACUGUUAUCAUAGAAAUGACAAAAUAAUGCUAGGGGCACUUUGAUAAUGCAACAUGCGUAAGUAUAUUGUUUGAACUAUUAGAGGGAUAAAUCGUUCUACAGUGAAUGUUGCACAGGUACCACACCCUUCAGAGGUCAUAUUGUUGACAGUUUACAGUAAGCGGUGUAAUUUCUGUCAAAUAAAAUUUUUUGUGGAAGCUUAAAGUCAAUAGUUCGUCGGAGCAAGUGUUAGUUUCGCCAGAUAAUCGACUGUUUGGGCAAGUCCGUGAAUUUAUGCAAUUUACGGGUCUCAACACUAGAGACGCAAAGGUUCUCGCUUGA